UUUUCUUUGCUCACCGCUGGAGAUGGCUAAAAGCACGUUUGUGUUCUUUGCUCACCCCAGUCACUAAGCGAAACGAUCAUGGAGGCAUCUGCGACACUCAGAUUCGUCACACACACCCUCUCCCUCUUCCCACAUACACCCAUCUCUUCUAUUUCAGUUUCACCAAAAUUCAGUUCAAACACUACGCUGUCGGUGGCGAAGAAAAAGUCAAGCAUCGAAGGUGUGAGCGAAGAGUUGAACGCCAUGACCUCUCAGAACCUUGACUUCGCACCCUCCCGGAGACGGGUUCGUGCAGCUUUCACCGAGGUGCACCAGCAGCUCGACCAUUUCUUGUUCAAGAUUUUGGAUUUGUUAAAGAAUCAGUCAUUGAUUUUGAUGUUUCAAUCUCUUCAUGUGUUUGUCUUUGGUUGGCAAACUAGACUGCUCCUGCCGGGAUCAGAACUGAGGAAUGGUAUGAAAGGAAUUCUAGGGGAUUGGAAAUUUUCUGCAAAAACUGGAUGCCUGAACCGGGCGUUCCACUCAAGGAUGCUUUGUGUUUCUGCCAUGGGUAUUGCCAAACGAAUAGAUGCUUCUGGGUAUGGUGUUUAUGCUAUGGACUAUCCUGGUUUUGGUCUAUCUGAAGGAUUACAUGGUUACAUACCAAAAUUUGAUGAUUUGGUUGAUGAUGUUAUAGAACAUUAUACAAAAAUCAAAGCUAGGCCUGAGGUGAGAGGGUUGCCACGAUUCAUAUUGGGGCAGUCAAUGGGCAGAGCAAUUGCUCUUAAGUUCCAUUUGAAGGAACCAAACACUUGGGAUGGAGUAAUCCUUGUUGCACCAAUGUGUAAAGUUGCAGAGGGCAUGCUACCACCAAUGGCAGUUUUGAAGGUAUUAAAUCUUUUGUCUAAAGUGAUGCCAAAGGCAAAACUGUUUCCGCACAGAGAUCUAUCUGCACUGACUUUCCGAGAACCUGGCAAGAGAAAAGUGGCUGGUUACAAUGUUAUUUCUUAUGAUCAUCCAACAGGAUUGAAAACUGGCAUGGAGCUUUUAAGUGCUACUCAAGAAAUCGAGUCACUAUUACAUAAGGUUUCAGCUCCAUUAUUGAUUCUCCAUGGAGCAGACGAUCUGGUGACAGAUCCAUUAGUGAGCCAAUUUCUUUAUGAGAAAGCUUCUAGCAAGGAUAAGACACUAGAAAUCUAUGAAGGAAGUUACCACGGCAUUUUGGAAGGGGAACCUGAUGACAGAAUUUUUGCUGUGCACAAUGACAUUAUCUCAUGGCUUGAUUUUAGGUGCUCACUUUAAAUGAGGUUCAUGCUAUUGUGUUGCUGACCCCACCAAGAUAUUUUUGAUCUUAUAGUGAACACCCAUCACAAAAGUUACCUCACAGGAAUGGCACCUCUAUUGCUUCUUAUUAUGGUAGUUACAUAUACAUGUCAAUAUAGCUUUCUACUUUAUCAGAGGCUCAUUUAUGAGUUUAAUCUUACAAUUCGCUUGUUGGAUUUUCUAACAAGAUGUAAUCCAUUGGUUCCCGUUAUUGUGAGGUCUGACCAUUAAUAAAGUUUCAUUAUCCAGUAAAAUGGUUUUGUUUCUCUCGGGUAA
Molecule: messenger RNA, 1575 nt
Organism: Glycine soja
Lineage: Eukaryota; Viridiplantae; Streptophyta; Magnoliopsida; Fabales; Fabaceae
Product: caffeoylshikimate esterase-like
Exons: 8
Coding region: 79-1278 (399 amino acids)
Cellular component (GO): membrane
Molecular function (GO): lipase activity
Source: RefSeq, a predicted model, not a curated record